Molecule: messenger RNA, 833 nt
Organism: Drosophila biarmipes
Lineage: Eukaryota; Metazoa; Arthropoda; Insecta; Diptera; Drosophilidae
Exons: 1
Coding region: 78-764 (228 amino acids)
Source: RefSeq, a predicted model, not a curated record
UUGGGCUCUAGCUUACUUCACCCGUUCCCAAAACUGUUUUCGUUGGCGUGCUUUCAAAAUUCUCCAUAAAAUUCCAAAUGAUGACCUGUUUCCUCAGUCGCUUCCUGGGCCUGGGCAGGUGUGGCCUGCAAGUGCUCCACAGGCGGCUGGGCCACUUCAACCACUGCACCCUGGCCCUGGCCACUCUCGACCUGGUCUGCAUUGUGUGCCUGCUCCAUUACCAACUGGUGCAGCAUGGCCGGGACCUGUUCUUCUGGUGCGAGGAGCUGAACCAGCGGCUCGUGGAGUACCUGCUCUCCGGGAUCGUACUGAUGGCCACCGUCAGUGUGCUCGGCUCCUGCGUGGAUGGCCUCAUCUUCUCGGCCCUGGUUCGCCGGGAAAUGAGUCGUUACGAUAUGCCGCGACAGUACUUUGAAGACCGCUACCGCAGGUUCGUGUUCAUGCGGUUGGUCAGGCAGCUUGAGGAGGCCCUCAAGGUGCAGGCCAAGCAGUCUGAGAUGGGCCAGAGCACCAUGAUGCCACUCGGGAACAUGUCCGAAUCUCAACAGCUAAUCAGGCAGGCAAUCGACGAGUUUCGCACCGCAGUGCGCAUCCUUCUGUGGCCCAAUCGGUCCGACCUGCUGGCGGAGGCGUUUGUCCUCUUCCACAUCAGCGAGUCUCAACUGUCGGACCUGGCACUUCAGGGCUAUAAACUAAACGACGUGGAGGGGGAGGACAUAUCCAAUGCCCGCCUAACUCUAAUGCUCAACCCACCGUGGUAUUGAAAAGUGUCCCAACAAAUUCUUCCUUAAUAAGAACAAAAUUUAUUAAAUAAAGUUGUCUAUAGAAAAGUA